AUGAUUGAAAGUUUACAAUUAUUUAAAUCUAUUUGUAAUAAUCGAUUUUUUCGUCAAGCUGGAAUGAUAUUAUUUCUAAAUAAAAAAGAUUUAUUUGCUGAAAAAUUACGUUUUUCAUCUAUUAAAAUAUGUUUUCCUGAGUAUACGGGUCUUAACACAUAUGAACCAUCACUUAAUUAUAUUCAAGAACAAUUUGAAAAAAUGGAUUUACGAGAAAAAGUAAAUGGUCAUCAAAGAGAAUUAUAUACCCAUAUUACAUGUGCAACAGAUACCGAAGCAAUGCAAUUUGUCUUUGAUGCUAUAUCAGAUAUGAUUAUACAAACAAAUCUUAUUCAUGCAGGAAUAUUUUAA
Rotaria sp. Silwood2 is the source of this 351-nucleotide messenger RNA. The record is from the annotation of a GenBank genome assembly. Lineage: Eukaryota; Metazoa; Rotifera; Eurotatoria; Philodinida; Philodinidae.